Molecule: messenger RNA, 3299 nt
Organism: Nerophis ophidion (straightnose pipefish)
Lineage: Eukaryota; Metazoa; Chordata; Actinopteri; Syngnathiformes; Syngnathidae
Product: transcription elongation factor A N-terminal and central domain-containing protein
Exons: 3
Coding region: 829-1713 (294 amino acids)
Biological process (GO): DNA-templated transcription
Cellular component (GO): nucleus
Source: RefSeq, a predicted model, not a curated record
UAAGUCCGACGUGCGAUCGGCUAAAUUUGACGCCGCGUGUUAGGAAGUUUUGCGCGGCGUGUUGGUUACUGACAUGCCUCAGACAGGAAGUGAUGAUUAUUCACUUCAGGCCUCGAGACGGUCGCUCCACUGAUCUGCGGAUAUCAAUCCUUCACAUUUUCAAGCCAGUGUUUCUCAACCUUUUUUUGAGACAGGGCACGUUUUUUUCCUUGAUAAAUACCACCAGCAGAAAUCAUUAAAGGGGAACAUUAUCACAAUUUCAGAAGGGUUAAAACCAAUAAAAAUCAGUUCCCAGUGGCUUAUUUUAUUUUUCAAAGUUUUUUUCAAAAUUUUACCCAUCAUGGAAUAUCCCUAAAAAAGGCUUUAAAGUGCCUGAUUUUUGCUAUCUGUAAACCCACCGUCCAUUUUCCUGUGACGUCACAUAGUGACGCCAAUACAAACAAACAUGGCGGAUAGAACAGAAAGAUAUAACGACAUUAGCUCGGACUCAGACUCGGAUUUCAGCGGCUUAAGCGAUUCAACAGAUUACGCAUGUAUUGAAACAGAUGGUUGGAGUACGGAGGCAGAUAGCGAAAACGAAAUUGAAGAAGAAACUGAAGCUACUGAGCCAUAUCACGACGGACAAAGGCAACGUGGACGAACUCGGCGAUCGCCUCCUAACCAACGAUCGCACCUUUUGACCACUGGAGCAACUUGAAUCCGUCGAUUGAAGAGGCGGGGCCAGCCCAAGCAGGAAGUGAUACAGCAGGACUCCCCAACGCAACCACCUCAGCGCAGAGAGCGCCACCUGGCGCUGCAGAGCCGCCACGGCAGCCGCCUACUGCCGCCAUGCACCCAGGAGAAAUAGCACGCUGUGCUUCGCGACUUGAGAAACUGCACGCCGGCCGAAGCUACGGCGACAUCUUGGCUCUGGUCGGCGACCUGGACAAGAGUGACGUCACCGCGGAGCACCUGGAGGACAUCGCCGACGUUCUCUACAAGCUCCUCAAAGGAUGCUCUGAUGGAGGCGUGAGGAGGGCGGCGAGGGCCCUGCUGUCCAAGUGGAGGAGGCAGCACAGGAAGGACCUGACAGGCGUGAGGUGUUCAGGCGACCCUGAAGGUGCUGAAGGUUUGGACGGAGGAGGUUCCCGCUUGUGUCACUCCAGUGCCUCGUCGUCCCCGGCUGGCGUGGACGGCUCCUCUGUGAGGUCCAAAUGUGUCCAACUCCUGGUGUCCGCCCUCAGCCCUGAACCAGGUGAUCCGGGCAAAACCACGGAGUUGGCGGCAGAGGUGGAGCUGCACAUCCACCGCCUCCACGUGCCCAACCAGGUCAAGUACAAAGCCUGCGUGAGGAGCAAAGUCGCCAACUUGAGGAACCCUAAAAACGGCCACCUUCGCCACGGCCUCUUGGGCGGCCGCCUGCCUCCCGAGGCUUUCGCCCGCAUGUCGGCCGAGGAGAUGGCCUGCGACGAGCUGCGGCGGAUGAGGAAGGAGUUCUCGUCCCGCGGCGUGAGCGAACGGCAGCUGCCGCUCGGGCCGGAGGGGACGGAGACGCGGAAGAUCCGCUGCGAGCGGUGCGGCGGCUCGAACUGCAGGGUGACGCAGGUGAGCCGGGGGGCGCUCUUCCUGCCGGCGUGGGUGCGGCGGGGGGGGCCUGAUGAUGACUCGAUGACCUUUGUUACAUGCAGUGGGUGUGGGCAGCAGUGGUACCACAGCAGCUGGGUCUGCCUCUGAUGGUCUUCAGCAUUUGCUAGUGCAGGGGUCACCAACGCGGUGCCCGUAAGGACCAGAUGAGUCGCCCGCUGUCCUGUUCUAAAAAUAGCUCAAAUAGCAGCACUUACCAGUGAGCUGCCUCUAUUUUUUGAAUUUUAUUAAUUUACUAGCAAGCUGGUCUCGCUUUGCUCGACAUUUUUAAUUCUAAGAGAAACAAAACUCAAAUAGAAUUUGAAAAUCCAAGAAAGUAUUUUAAAGACUUUGUCUUCACUUGUUUAAAUACAUUUAUUUAUAUUUUUACUUUGCUUCUUAUAACUUUCAGAAAGACAAUUUUAGAGAAAAAAUACAACCUUAAAAAUCAUUUCAGGAUUUUUAAACACAUGUACCUUUUAAAUUCCUUCCUCUUCUUUACUGACAAUUUAAAUCAAUGUUCAAGUAAAUGUAUUUUUUUUUAUUGUAAAGAAUAAUAAAUUAAUUUUAAUUUACUUCUUCAUUUUAGCUUCUGUAUUUUCGACGAAUAAUAUUUGUGAAAUCUUUCUUCAAACUUAUUAUGAUUAAAAUUCCCCAAAAAUAUUCUGGCAAAUCUAGAAAAUCUGCAGAAUCAAAUUUAGAUCUUAUUUCAAUCUUUUGAAUUUCUUUUAAAAAUUUUGUUCUGGAAAAUCUAGAAGAAAUAAUGAUUUGUCUUUGUUAGAACUAUAGCUUGGUCCAAUUUGUUCUAUAUUCUAACAAAGUGCAGAUUGGAUUUUAACCUAUUUAAAACAUGUCAUCAAAAUUCUAAAAUUAAUCUUAAUCAGGAAAAAUGACUAAUGAUGUUCAAUAAAUUCUUUUUUUAAUUUUUUCAAAAAUAUUCAAUUCAGCUAGUUUUUCUAUUCUUUUUUUCGGUUGAAUUUUGAAUUUUAAAGAGUCGAAAUUGAAGAUAAACUAUGUUUCAAAAUGUUAUUCUUAUUUUGUCCCUGUUUUCUCCUCUUUUAAACCGUUCAAUUAAGUGUUUUUUUCCUCAUUUAUUCUCUACAAAAAACCUUCCGUAAAAGGAAAAAAAAUAUAUAUUUAAAAAACAAACAAACAAAAAAAACAUAUAUAUAUAUAUAUAUAUACAUAUAUAUAUUUAUCAAAGGUAAACUGAGUAAAUUGGCUAUUUCUGGCAAUUUUAUUUAAGUGUGUAUCAAACUGGUAGCCCUUCACAUUAAUCAGUACCCAAGAAGUAGCUCUUGGUUUCAAAAAGGUUGGUGACCCCUGUGCUAAUGGAAUAAAACUUUGGGGAGACUAUGUCUCCCCGGCUGGCCUGGGAACGCCUCGGGAUCCCCCAGGGAGGAGCUGGACGUUGUGGUUUUGGAGACGGAAGUCCGGGCUUCUCUGCUUAGGCUGCUGCCCCCGCGACCCGACUUUGGAUAAGCGGAAGAAGAUCGAUGGAAUAAAACUUUACUAUGUCAUAAUAAUCUUUCAAAUCCAGGUGGCAUGUGGUCCUCCAGUCGGCGUGGUACACACACACAGUUUCCCUUAAGGCAGGGGUCUCAAUCUCAAUUCACCUGGUGGCCACUGGAUGCAGAGUCUGGGUGAGGCUGGGCCGCGAGGGAAGAUAUCCAAAAAUAAAUGUUGCAUACUCCUCA